AUGUCUGAAUCUGAAUAUACAGACGAUGAGAGCAAGUAUGGUGGCGCUUCGCAGUCGCGCGCCGUGGUCAUGGACGCGAUCCUGACGCCAUUCCGGAUGCUGCUAUCCAAGACUGCCCUCCGCGUGUACCUGAAUGUGAUUCUCUUCUCCGGUGCCACGCUAUUUUUACUGGCCAUAUCAGGACUUGCCUAUGCGGUAUUUUAUUUCAGGUUCAUUCCCGCAGUUGGAAUCGAGCGUGAAAUCCACUUGCAAUUUGGCGAUGGAAAUCCUUGGGGCAUCGCUGUCUUUGAGUCGGAAUUUGUCUCCUCUCAGCCCUAUGAUGUUGCUGUUGCCCUCGAUUUACCGUCUACGCCUACCAAUCGUGGAGUGGGCAACUUCAUGAUUGAUCUCACUCUCCAUGGCCCCGAUACAUCGUCGGUACUUCCCACGCCAAGCACUUCGCAAAAUCAGAUUAUGCAGUCUCGUCGACCUGCGAUCAUGACAUACACAUCACCUCUUGUAGACAUUGCGCGACGGCUUAUUCGUCUGCCACUUUAUGUGUGGGGAUGGCGCCGUGAAGCCGAGAUACUCCAAGUGACCAUGAUGGAGAAGGUGCAAUUCUCACGGGGCGCCAACAAUCGGCCGCAGAGUCUGCGAUUAGAGAUCCAAAGUGACAGAGAGAUGCAGAUUUAUUCCGCGCGCGUUGAAUUCCGCGCCAGAUUCAGUGGACUGCGUUGGAUCAUGUACCGCUGGAGAUUGGCUUCCUUUGUGGUCUUCAGUACCCUUUUUUGGACCAUUUCAGUGGCUUCUGCCAGUCUGACGUGGUUCCUUUUAACUUGGGCGAUGCAAUCCGAGGCGGCGCCGGGCAAGGCGGAGACCAAGGAGGAAAGUGAACGAGAUGAUAGGAUCAAGGAGGAGUCUGAUGAUCGUGAUUUGCUCCCCGAGUCGGUCAAAAUCAAACAGGAAGACACUGAAUCCCAAUUGCUCCAAAGCUAUCCUGCCGAGGUUGAUGAUGCGGGCAUUGGCUCUGGGCGCGAAAGUGCAGAGGCACGUGGGGCACAGAAACGAAGGAGUCGUUCAACCGGGAGAACGUUUCGAUGUGCCCCGCACAUCUCCAAAUUCGAUUUCCUCUUCUCCCCCUCCAUCGUUCAUUCUCAUAGCCAUAGCCCAGCUCAGCGCACCAUGCAUAUCUUGGUCACAAACGACGACGGUCCGCCCUCAAACCAGUCUUCGCCCUAUGUGCACUCCUUGGUGCACUCGCUCCAAGCCGCAGGCCAUACGGUCUCCGUAGUGCUUCCACACCAACAGCGGUCAUGGAUUGGUAAGGCGCACAUUGUGGGCGCAUCCGUGAGACCGACCUACUUCCGCCCGGGCACCUUGCACCAGGAGGAUGGAACGACGCAUCACCUGCCCCGAGGGAGCAACGGCGAGCCUGACGACGGCGGCGACGAGUGGAUCUUGAUUGAUUCGACCCCGGCAAGCUGCGUCCAAAUUGGACUUUAUCAUUAUUUCCAAGAAAAAGGACCCAUUGAUGUCGUGGUCUCUGGUCCCAAUUAUGGUCGAAAUACCACCGCCCUCUUCGCUCUGUCCAGCGGGACCAUUGGCGGUGCGAUGGAAGGUGCUGUGUGUGGAAAGCGCUCAAUUGCCUUGUCUUACGCCUUCAGCUCCCGAAACCAUGAUCCAGUGAUUAUUGCAGAGGCCUCGGAGCAUUCCGUCAAGGUGAUUGAGUACCUCUGCGCGAACUGGGUGGAAGGUGUCGACCUGUACAGUGUCAAUGUGCCCUUGGAGCCCGGUGUAAGCAAGAACAAGGUGCUCUACACGGAGAUGUUGGAGAACAAGUGGACAUCCGGAAGCUGUUUCCAAGUGGCUGAUCCCAGCACCGAUGGCGAGCCGGAGCUGGAGGAGCAGCGACUACGUGACGAGGGCGAAAUGACCGGGAACCAGCCCAAGGCUGAUAUCCCAGCGGACAAGGCUGUGGGCAAACCUCGGAUCAAGCAUAAACACUUCAAGUGGGCACCCAGCUUCCAGGAUGUUUACCGGAGUGUUGAGGAAGGCCCUGCUGGUAAUGAUGGUUGGGUCGUGAAGGAGCAAAUGACAAGCGUCACGCCCCUGAAAGCGAGCUUCAAGCACAUGCCCGGCCUGACGGGAGAGAUCAAGCUAUCAGAUCAGCAGUCUCCAAUCUUCUCGAUCGUGGACUGUGACGAUUCCUAUGUGCAGACCUUGGUCGAGCGGGCUUUGGCACGUCGUCUGAGCGGCGGCGUGCAAAGCCAGCGCAUUACUACAAUGGCUGAUCUCCCGGACUCGAAGGCGCCAGUGUUCCAGUACUGCGAAUAUGAGCGUCUGGACUUUGAACACGCAAUGUCCCACCCUUCGACUUCCCUUGUGAACGCAUACAUCAUCCGCAAAGCACUGAUUCGAAAACACUAUCUAUCUAACACUAUUGCCAAUUGGAUCUCCAAGCAUCCAAACAGCAUACUACGCAAGCACUUCAAGCCGGCCUUUGACUUUGAAUUGGACUAUUCUGAAUUCCUCGACGAGGCGCUCCUGGAGGCUUACGAGCUGCGCGAAAGUCUACAAAAGAACGAGGAGCUCCCCGACUCGGAGAAAGAGUGGUGGAUCUUGAAACCCGGAAUGAGUGACCGCGGACAAGGUAUUCGAUUGUUCAGCACGGAAGAUCAAUUGCGCGAGAUCUUCGAAGAGUGGGAUGAAGAGUCCGACGUUGAAGAGGAGAGCGAUUCCGAGGCUGGAGCCCCCAAGGAAGUCCCCGCGACCGCACACGACGACGGUGUUGUCACGUCCCAAUUGCGCCACUUCAUGGCUCAGCCUUACAUUGACCCCCCAUUGCUGCUGCCGUCGUCGUCUCACCGCAAGUUCCACAUCCGAACGUAUGUGCUCGCCACGGGCUCUCUCAAAGUCUACGUUUUCAAAGAGAUGCUCGCUCUUUUCGCUGCCAAGGCGUACUGCGCGCCUCACGAAGAGGAGGACGAAGUCAAGGAUCUGGCCCGUCAUUUGACAAACACCUGUUUCCAGGAAGGCGGCAGCUCUAACGAGGGCAGCGUGCGUCGCUUCUGGGACCUGGAUCAUCAUGUCCCCGGCCUCUCCGAAGACUGGAAAGAGGAGAUUUUCAAUCAAAUCUGUGCUGUCACGGGAGAGGUCUUUGAGGCUGCGGCACGAGGCAUGAUGGUGCAUUUCCAGACUCUGCCGAAUGCUUUUGAGCUCUUUGGCGUGGACUUCCUUGUGGAUGCGGAAGGAAAUGCGUGGUUAUUGGAAUUCAAUGCAUUCCCUGAUUUCGGACAGACAGGCGAAGACUUGAAGGAGGUGGUUGUCGGCCAGUUGUUCGAGGAAGUGGUCGACGUUGCCGUGAAACCAUUCUUUGGACUGGGAGAAGACGCCAGCCGGGGCAAUAUGAAGCUCGUUGCUGAUCUGGAUCUCGGGCGACACGCAUAG
Molecule: messenger RNA, 3426 nt
Organism: Penicillium oxalicum
Lineage: Eukaryota; Fungi; Ascomycota; Eurotiomycetes; Eurotiales; Aspergillaceae
Exons: 8
Coding region: 1-3426 (1141 amino acids)
Biological process (GO): protein modification process; lipid storage
Cellular component (GO): P-body
Molecular function (GO): hydrolase activity
Source: RefSeq, a predicted model, not a curated record